CCGCCCGUUCUUCCGGUGGAGAUGACUGCCGCCGUGGCUGGGAUGCUGCUAGCGGGUUUCCUGCCCCAGGCGGGCCGGCUGCCCACCCGCCAGUCUGUUCGCCAUGGCUCCAAGGCCGUUACCCGCCACCGUCGUGUGAUGCACUUUGAGAGGCAGAAGCUGAUGGCUGUGACUGAGUAUAUCCCCCCCAAACCUGCCAUUAACCCAAGAUGCCUGCCACCUCCUCCCAGCCCUCCCCAGGAGGAGACAGGCCUCAUCCGGCUCCUCCGUCGGGAGAUAGCAGCAGUUUUCCGAGAUAACCGAAUGAUAGCUGUCUGCCAGAAUGUGGCUCUGAGUGCAGAGGACAAGAUUGUUAUGCGGCACCAUCUGCGGAAACAUAAGAUCUUGGUGAAGGUCUUCCCCAACCAGGUCCUGAAGCCCUUUCUGCAGGAUUCCAAAUACCGAAACCUGCUGCCUCUUUUUGUGGGGCACAACCUCCUGCUGGUCAGUGAAGAGCCUAAGGCCAAGGAGAUGGUACGGAUCUUAAAGAGUAUGCCUUUCCUGCCGCUGCUAGGUGGCUGCCUUGAUGACACCAUCCUCAGCAGGCAGGGCUUCAUCAACUAUGCCAACCUGCCCAGCCUGGCCCUGGUGCAGCGGGACCUGGUGGGAGGGCUCACCCUCCUCAUGGCACAAACCCACUCCCUGCUUCAGCACCAGUCCCUCCAGCUGACUGCCCUGUUGGAUCAGUACACCAGACAACAGUGCGAGGGGGACUCUGUCGCGUCAGCCACUGGGAAGCCGGAUCCUCCUGAGCCUGUUCCAGACUCAUAGCCAGACUGUUUUAUCCAGCCCUGCCCAUAAAUACACCCUGCCCCUGUUGGUUAUGCUGUCCUCUGCCAGAGAUGUGGAAGAAUUGGGGGUUGGGUGGGGGGCAUUUGUUACUUGGCUUCCACUAACAAUGGGCUCCUCGGGUACAGAGCAACCCAGAGAUGCAGAGGGAUGCCAUUUCAGAAUGGAAGCUCUUAAUCAUGGUUUUUGUCCUUAGUGUUUGUGUUCCCAACUUAACACCCAAUAAAAGAGAAGUCUCUUUCAGCUCUCCAGGUGCAAAGCAGAGAAGCUGUAAAGAUAAGGAUAUUGC
Molecule: messenger RNA, 1117 nt
Organism: Cynocephalus volans (Philippine flying lemur)
Lineage: Eukaryota; Metazoa; Chordata; Mammalia; Dermoptera; Cynocephalidae
Gene: MRPL10
Product: mitochondrial ribosomal protein L10
Exons: 5
Coding region: 22-810 (262 amino acids)
Biological process (GO): translation
Cellular component (GO): mitochondrial large ribosomal subunit
Molecular function (GO): structural constituent of ribosome
Source: RefSeq, a predicted model, not a curated record